Molecule: messenger RNA, 5046 nt
Organism: Phyllopteryx taeniolatus (common seadragon)
Lineage: Eukaryota; Metazoa; Chordata; Actinopteri; Syngnathiformes; Syngnathidae
Gene: stx19
Product: syntaxin 19
Exons: 6
Coding region: 491-1402 (303 amino acids)
Biological process (GO): intracellular protein transport; synaptic vesicle fusion to presynaptic active zone membrane; exocytosis
Cellular component (GO): endomembrane system; SNARE complex; presynaptic active zone membrane
Molecular function (GO): SNARE binding; SNAP receptor activity
Source: RefSeq, a predicted model, not a curated record
AGCAGCCAAUCUUGUUGCAGCGGCGAGUGUCCUGCAGCCAAUCCUAUUGGAGCAGGGCAUGUCCUGCCGAGAACACGAGAAGUGGGAUUCCUAAAAACGCAUCACCGGCACAGUGGGCACACACCUGCAGCCUCGCGCUGACCUGUUAGCUUGGGGUUUAGGAGUUUUGAUUAAACUAUGGCGGAAUAUCCACCUCCCCAAAAAAAAAAAAAUGCCCAUCCCUCGUUUGCCAACAACUAAGACAAGCAAAUAGAAGCGUAGCAAAUGGAUCUCAGGCAACUAAGAAGAAUCAGAGGCAAUGCGGAAUUAGCAACAUUUCUGCUCUACUGAGCACCAGUCAGUGGCUUUGACUGCCAAGCCAACAAUGUCAGCCAAGAUCGAAGGUCUUCCCCUCAUCUUCAUGGACGGCUCAUGAACAUUUCAGCCUCCGCAGUGACAGACGCUAAUUCUGCAGUGCUCAGGAGCAAUCCAUGGCCAGUGCUCCGCCACAAUGAGAGACCGCUUAAAAGAGUUACUGGAGAGGACUCAGGAGGUUUCUGAUCGAGGAAGUUUGAGUUCUAACCCCCAGUCCGAGGACGACGACGACACUGACAUGUCUGUAGUUGUCGGGGUCAUAAAACCAGAGGCUGUGCUGUUUGAGGAGGAGCCAGUUAUUGACAAUUUCCUAUCGGAAGUUCAACAAAUCCGAAAUGAUAUCGUCACGCUGGAGAUCGUGGUCCUUAAAUUCAGCCAACAGCAGAAGAUGUUGGUCGCAACGAUGCGGCGCUUUAGUAUAAUGAAAAAAGAGAGCAGCAUUACGAGGGACAUCAAGCUCCAAGCUGAGAGCCUCCACCGUCGUCUGGACAAGCUUUCUAAACAAGUGCAAAAAGCAGAAGAGCAGCAUGGUCCUACUGCUGUUGCAUCAAGAAUACAACGCUCCCAGCAUGCAGCCAUUUAUCUUAAAUUCCAGCAGGUAAUGCGGCAGUACAAUGAAGGACUGUUGACCAAGCAGGAGCGCUGUAAGCAUUUCAUUAUCCGGCAGCUGGAAGUCUCCGGAAGGGAUGUGACGGAAGCGGAGGUGAACGAGAUGGUUGCCACAGGAAAGUGGGAAGUCUUCAAUGAAAACCUGUUAAACGAUGUCAGAAUCACUCGGUCCCAACUGUCAGAGAUUGAACAGCGGCACAAGGAGUUGUUGAGCCUCGAAAGCAACAUGAUUGAGCUGAGGGACCUCUUCAUGGACAUUUUCAUCCUCGUGGAGGAACAAGGGACCCAAAUUGAGCACAUACAGACCAAUGUAGAGAGGACCCAGGAUUAUGUGGCAGCCUCUAAUGAGAAGUUCAAGUUGGCCGCCAGGUACAAGAAAAAAAACCCUCUUCGUCAGAUCUGCUGCUGCUGUUGCCCUCCCUGGAAAUGCUGCUUUUAAACUUCAACGAAUUGGGAUCCAGCGGCUGGUAUUCUAAGUGUCUGCCUUACCUGUUGGGAGUAAACAACAUUGGAAUCGAGUGCCAUUAAAGUGAAGGUUAUGGUACUGCGGUUCUUGCUGUUGAACACAGCAACGGUGAAGACAGAUUCAGCAGAGCAUAGAAAACAAUUAAGGGGGAGGCCAGGAAUUGAUAUUUGAGGCACUUAUUUUUUUGAAGAGGGUGUGAAGUGACUGCUAUUGGAAGAGACAGUUCACUGAGUGCUCUUCACCAACAUGUUUAUUGGAGACCUUCACUGUCAUCUGAAAGAGGUCACAAACAAGACUUCUACCUCUGCAACUAUCAUUGCUUCAUCACAAAUUCCACUGUUCUAAACUUUUUGGUUCUUCCACAAGCACUUGUGUUUUUUCCCCCCAAAUGCUAUAUUUAGACAGUGCACUUUGCUAAAGCUCAUAUUUAUUAUUGUGGGGAAUUUAGUUUUCUUUUGUUCCAGGUGCCAAUGAUAGAAAAAGAAGGAAAUGUUGUCAUCAUGUUUUAACGGAAGUAGCAUUAUUUCAUUUCAGUUAAAUAGCAUAUAGAGUGGAACCCUGCAAAAUUAUUAUUUUUUAAAAACUUGACUGUUAAGAAUGUUAAUUAAAACAUUGUCUGCACAAUUUAUAAAGUAUUUAUGACAAAUUGAUUAAUUCAGUGAUUAUUUCAUGUGGGAAAAAAAAAUCUAUAUUUGAACAAAUCACAUAUAUAGACAAACUUCCAGAAUAAAUUGUGUGCAAAUGUAAUGUUCGACUGUACUAGCAUAGAAGAGAUUUGGACUAAUAAUUAUAAUAAUUAUUGUUCUUUCAAAUCUGAGGGAUAAUUAACGAUGACAUUGCUCUGGUUUAAACCCAGUUACAGUAUAUAUGUAAUGUAUAUAUAUGUUUUAAUAUAAUUUAUUGUGGGGUAUAUUUAUUAACUUGACUUUGAACAGUGCGUAACUCCACCCAUGUCAGAUGUACUGAACCAAUGAGAAUCAGUGAAGAGACGGAAAAGUGAGCAAUGCCCUGUGGUGUGUGUCAGCAGACAGGUAACUUGGGUGUGGCAAUACGAGACAGGAAAAACGGGUUUGCCUGCGAUUACGACAACAGCUGCGCCUGCAGUUCCCGCAAGACCUUCUGUGUAAAUAGAACCGUCACUUUGUGCAAAAGAUGUGUACCUUUUUAAUUAAAAAAAAUUUUUUUUUAACCAUAAUGCUGGUUUAAAACAAAAGUGUUUCAACUUGAACUUGAGCGACACAAAUGUUAAGACUGAUUGACAGGAUUGACAUUUAGUAAGUCAGUUUGACAUUUUCUCCCGGAUAUUGGCCAUUCACAUGACACAUAAUAAACGCUACCUAUCAAUAUGGUGUUUUAUUUAGGGAACAUGUUAUUUACAAGGAUCCCCUGGGUCUAGCAGAGGAACCAGGUGGGAUUUUCUUUGAGGUGUUUACUGGCAUUUCAAUGGCAUCAGAAACAUUGUGGGUUGUUGUUUUUUCCCCCCCUCAGCCUUGCAGUGAUUGGGGUGACAUUUUAAAAAAACUAAAACAUAAAAGCAUGUAAGCUGCAAUAUGAAACGGAAAUAACAAUAUAAUAUUAUGACAAUAUAUUAUUGCGCUGCAUAACCUCACAUAAAAAAAAAAGAGGUUACAGAGCAGCAACAAUGCCAUCCAGUGUUCACUGACAUAAUUGCCAGUUGAAUGUACUGAUUGACUCCCACAAGUCAAAUGCUGAGAGAGAAGAGAGUCUGAUUUGUAUACUUACUCUUUUAAACAAAUCAGACAAUCAGACUGGGGAUUGUCACUUUGUAUAGUCUCGUUGUAUUACAGAAUGUCGUUAUACUUAUUCGUUAAACGUUAUUGUCAGGACAGGACUGGUUUAAAGAUAGCAGGAAAGAAAUCUAUGUGGAGCAGUUUUUAGUGCAUGAAAGCUGAAGGCCAGUUUCCUCCACACAUUCCCUAAAUGUCUCACUUCAUGAAGAAAUGGCGUUUUUACAGCCCCCAAUUUGCUUCCAUGCACCUUUUUUUUUCCUGACAAAAGACCGAGUCGACAUUACCCCCUGCUUUUAUUACAUCCAUCACAAUGUGAAACUGAAAGAAGAUAGAAAAAUGUGUUCAUAUCAUAUAGCAUCUGUUUUUCUGGCAGUUCUACUAUCAACAGUCAAUUAUAAAACAUAUUUUACCUUCAUCCCAUCUCACUGGAAAUAUUUUAUGAGCACAUUUCUCCAUCCAAAAUUUACAAACAUCUUAAUACUUGCUGACAAGGCAAUGUCAAUGAUAGCGUAUAGUUAAAGUUGUUAACUUCCGACUGAGUAAAGUCGCUCUGUUUCCAGAUUUUAUACUAUGAUUAAAUAUGUAUUUAUUGUAAGGGUGGUGUAGAAAAAGCCAUGCACUUUAAUCCAAUAUCUUCCAUAACAAAACAUAAAAACAACAAAACAUGGCACCGAGGCCAGGGACAUCAGAAUCAGAAUCAGAAUCAUCUUUAUUUGCCAAGUAUGUCCAAAAACACACAAGGAAUUUGUCUCCGGUAGUUGGAGCCGCUCUAGUACGACAACAGACAGACAAUUGACAGAGAACACUUUGGAGACAUAAAGACAUUGACAAAAAAACAGUCACUGAGCAGUAAAGAGUUGCUAGUUAUUGUGCAAAAAGAUGCAGAGUCCUCUAGCACUUAGCGCAGUUCGAAUGACUAAUAUUGCAAUAGUCCGGUGCAAUGACCAUUGUGCAAAGGGCGACGAGACUUCAAGGAGUGUAUGCGGUGCAAUAAAAAUACUUAGCCUUACUAAAUACUGAGGAAAGUCUGCAUUAUAUGUUUCGUUUUUCGGAUUUUAGUUUAACUUCCCCCAGAAAUCCUUAGUUUUAUUCAAAAUACAGUGUUUUGCUUUCUUUCAAAAAUUAUCUAACCCUAAAUUAUUGUGUGCAUUGGAUACAUCAGAGGAUAGAAACACUGGACAGUGUUAAAUUAUAGUUCUGAAAAUGUUAACUAUGAUAAAUUUUAUUUGAUAACACAAAACUUGAAUUGAUACAUUCAUCUUGAUAUAAAGUGCUACGGUGUAUAUAGUUUGCGCUAAACAAUUUCAUUAAAAUUGACACUUUCUUGGAAAAGAACAAAAAAUUAAUAGCUCGAACAUAAAGUACUUUUGUACUGGUCACUGUUAAAGUGUGAAGUGUAAUUGUAAUAAAUGUGUUGUUAUUUUGUCUUAGCUUGCUGGGAGACCCAAAGCAGGCUCAUGAAAACUUUUGUCCUUCACAGUGAGGAAAGUCAGCAUAAUGUGAGGUCACGCUGAGUUGAUAUGAUUCGCUACAGUUUGUACUGAAACUUAGAGUUGAAAAGGUGACGUAUUUUUCUUGCUGCAUUAGUUCAUCAGAUACAAAGACAAUAUUUACACAAACACAUUGUGUUGUAUUGUCAUGUAUUGUAUUAGAACGUUAAAACAAAUUGCAUGAUAGCUGCUCAGGUGAAAGAGAUUUGGCCAGUAGAGGGAGCUAAUAUGCAAUCAUUAUAAUCGGCGUUUGUCAGGCCUUGGCAGACAAUAGGGUUUAUGCAAACAGCUGUGACACAUUGGGACAAAGGUAAGGUGAAAAUUAACUGAGAUGGGGAAUGAUUCAGAGGAUUCGGCCUCACUUUAUGCUGAUGGA